Etheostoma spectabile (orangethroat darter) is the source of this 2268-nucleotide messenger RNA. RefSeq names its product wingless-type MMTV integration site family member 2 (gene wnt2). The record is from RefSeq and is a predicted model, not a curated record. Gene Ontology annotation, biological process: cell fate commitment; neuron differentiation; multicellular organism development. Lineage: Eukaryota; Metazoa; Chordata; Actinopteri; Perciformes; Percidae. Gene Ontology annotation, molecular function: frizzled binding; cytokine activity. Bases 564 to 1616 code for a protein of 350 amino acids. The transcript is spliced from 5 exons. Gene Ontology annotation, cellular component: extracellular region.
AAGUUGGUUUGUACGCUUUUGCGUUGACUGGCAUUGGCUGAGUGUGCUGGAUGAAUCUACCCCCCCCCCAGCCGGCUCCUUCCCUAAACGCGUCGGUGCCCAUCACGGUGAAGAGCCCAUCAGCGUGGACCACAUCUCAGAGCUGCAGCGGAGCUCCGGUCUGGACGCGGGCCAAGCCUGUCUGGUGUCAAACCAGCCUGAACAGAUACUCUCAGACGUCUCCUUUUUUCACCUCAUUCCUGAGACAGGACUCUGCCCACCCCUUAUGUAAAGCAAUUUAAACCUGAUAGCACAUCAUCUCCACUGAAAAUAUUUGCUGGACUAUUAGACAGUCGCGCUGUAUUUUUUAUUCCCAAAUACGCACUUUCCCACCGUGCACAGCCCGAGCCGGUCAUGGCUUUAACGUGCAAAUCGCCUUCAUCCGGCUGUCGGGGAUAACAUCUUUUUAAUUCAAGCUUGAUUUGCAGAUUCAACAAGUCCCGACUUCUCUAAUGUUUUAUAGUUUUCUUUUAUCCGUGGAAAUGCUCCGUCCAGAUCCAUAAAGGACCGAAGUUCAAUUUAAUAUGAACUUAUUGCCAAGUGGAAUAUGUUUUUAUUUAUCUGUAGCAAUCUGCUGGCUGACGGCCGAGGUCGAUGCGUCCUGGUGGUACAUGGGCACCCUGGGUUCCCAGGUGAUGUGUGACAACAUCCCUGGACUUGUGAACAAGCAGCGCCAGCUGUGCCGCCAGCACCCCAAAGUGAUGCAGGCCAUCGGGGCCGGGAUGAAGGAAUGGCUCUCAGAGUGCCAGCACCAAUUCCGAAACCACCGCUGGAACUGCAACACCACGGCCAGGGACCACAACCUGUUCGGACGCCUGCUGCUACGCAGCAGCCGCGAAGUAGCCUUCAUGUACGCCAUCUCCUCGGCCGGUGUGGUUUACACGCUGGCUCGAGCCUGCAGCCAAGGUGAGCUGGACUCCUGCUCCUGCGAUCCCACAAAGAAGGGCUCGUCGCAGGACGCCAAAGGCUCUUUUGACUGGGGCGGCUGCAGUGACCACGUGGAGCACGCCAUGCGCUUCAGCCAGAGCUUUGUGGACGCCAAGGAGAAGAAAGAGAGGGACGCCCGGGCGCUCAUGAACUUGCACAACAACCGCGCUGGCAGGAAGGCGGUGAAGCGCUUCAUGACUCUGGAGUGUAAAUGUCACGGCGUUAGCGGGUCGUGCAGUGUUCGGACCUGCUGGCUGGCAAUGGCCGACUUCAGACGCACCGGCGACCACCUUCGCAAGAGGUAUAACGGCGCAGUGCAGGUGGCCGUCAACCAGUACGGAACUGGGUUUACAGUCGCGCACACACACUUCAAACGACCCAGCAAGAAUGACCUGGUGUACUUCGAGGACUCGCCGGACUACUGCAUACGGGACCACGAGUCAGGGUCGGUGGGGACAGGAGGACGUCUCUGUAACCGGACGUCCCGCGGAGUGGACGGCUGCGAGGUGAUGUGCUGCGGUCGAGGCUACGACACGUCGCGGGUCAGCCGGACCACCAAGUGCGAGUGCAAGUUCCACUGGUGCUGCGCCGUGCACUGCCGCGACUGCCACCAGCAGGUCGACGUGCACACCUGUAAGGGCCAGACGUGACGCCGCCACAGAACAAUGCUGACCGCUCCCAUUCAACCAGCAGCCGUACUGUUAUCCUCAAGCUGUAAGAGACAAUCAAAAAGGACGUUCCGACUCCACGAGCCUUCACUAAGCCCUCAGUGGUUCUGCCCCAAAAGAUCACCUGUCAAUUAAACAGUAGGUAGUAGUCUGUGGAUGUUUGCUGCUCAUGCUCAUCACCCAGCUGUUUAUUCCAACCAAAACAAGAAGGUAACUCUUCUGUCUGCUAGGGCUUCCAGACUCCAGAUGAUCAGAGCAGACAAUGUAAGCGCUUUCAUCAGCAUGUUACAGAUUAAAUAACUAACAUUAACACACUAGUAACUAACAGUGGUGAGCUGUACAUUAAUCAAUCAACACAAACUAGUUCUUACUGCCAACAACCAGGUCUUCAAAGGCUGACUGGCUCAAUCAGUUUUAAAUUGUUUUGGAGGUACAGCACCGCUGAGGACUGAGACAAAAUACACUGAAAAUAUAUCUUAAGUUAUAUAAUCUAUAGUAGUGUUGGCAAAUCGCUCAACAGGGAGAGUUGCGUAGUUCCCUGUGCAGUCUAUGAGAGUUUUAAGCUUUUUCAACAAUUUAAUACAAAGCAGAUUUCAAACAAAUAAUUUGUUUGACAGAUGUUUUGAUGACUGUA